Molecule: messenger RNA, 2307 nt
Organism: Archocentrus centrarchus (flier cichlid)
Lineage: Eukaryota; Metazoa; Chordata; Actinopteri; Cichliformes; Cichlidae
Source: RefSeq, a predicted model, not a curated record
AUGACCUCGGAGUCUUCCUAUCACUUGUGUAGUCUCCAUCAGUGGCUGACCGUGGCCGAGACAGAGCAUUUGUCUGCAAUCUUCAACUCCAGCUUAUUAAUUAAUCAAAGACCCAGACAAAGUUUUCAUUCUUUUGAAAGCCUGACUCUUAGUCUUGUCCAUCCUAAUUGGGAAAAUCAAAAACCUGUUUUAUUUGUUAUUAUCUAUCAUCCACCUGGUCCUUACUCAGAGUUUCUGUCUGAUUUCUCAGACUUUUUAUCUGAUUUAGUGCUCAGUUCAGAUAAAAUAAUUAUAGUGGGUGAUUUUAACAUCCAUGUAGAUGCUGAGAAUGACAGCCUCAACACUGCAUUUAAUCUAUUGUUAGAUUCAAUUGGCUUCUCUCAAAAUGUAGAGGAGCCCACCCACCACUUUAAUCAUACUCUGGAUCUUGUCCUAACAUAUGGCAUAGAAACUGAAGACUUAACAGUAUUCCCUGAAAGCCCCCUCCUCUCUGAUCAUUUCUUAGUAACAUUUACAUUUACUUUAAUGGAUUACACAGCAGUGGGGAAUAAGUUUAAUUACAGUAGAAGUCUUUCUGAAAGUGCUGUAACUAAGUUUAAGGAUCUAAUUCCUUCAUUGUUAUGCUCUUGUGCCAACACAGUGCAGAGCAGCUACCUAAACUCUGCUCCCAGUGAGGUCGAUUAUCUCAUCAAUAGUUUUACAUCCUCACUGCGUAUAACUUUGGAUACUGUGGCUCCUCUGAAAAGGAAAGCUUCAAAUCAGAAGUGCCUGACUCCGUGGUAUAAUUCACAACACUUAAAGCAGAUAACCUGUAAGCUGGAGAGGGAAUGGCGUCUCACUAAAUUAGAAGAUGCUCAUUUAGCCUGGAAAAAGAGUUUGUUGCUCUAUAAAAAAGCCCUCCGUAAAGCUAGGACAUCUUACUAUUCAUCAUUAAUUGAAGAAGAUAAGAACGCAACAUGUUUGUUAGAUCCCAUUCCUACUAGACUGUUCAAAGAAGUCUUUCCAAUUAUUGAUGCUUCAAUCUUAAAAAUGAUCAAUCUGUCUUUAUUAGUUGGCUAUGUACCACAGACCUUCAAGGUGGCUGUAAUUAAACCUCUACUUAAAAAGCCAUGUGACCCAGCUGUCUUAGCUAAUUAUAGGCCAAUCUCCAACCACUCAGCCUCUGACAGUGGACUCAUCUCUGUUCUUGUCCUGUUGGACCUCAGUGGCUUUGAUACUGUUGACCAUAACAUUUUAUUACAGAGAUUAGAGCAUACUAUAGGUAUUAAAGGUACUGCACUGCAGUGGUUUGAAUCAUAUUUAUCUAAUAGACUCCAAUUUGUUCAUGUAAAUGGGGAGUCUUCGUCACACAUUAAGGUUAAUUAUGGAGUUCCACAGGGUUCUGUGCUAGGACCAAUUCUAUUUACAUUAUACAUGCUUCCCUUAGGCAGUAUUAUUAGAAAGCAUUGCAUCAAUUUUCAUUGUUAUGCAGAUGAUACUCAGCUUUACCUAUCAAUGAAGCCAGAUGACACACAUCAAUUAGUUAAACUGCAGGAAUGUCUUAAAGACAUUAAGGCCUGGAUGACCUCUAAUUUCCUGCUUCUAAAUUCAGAUCAAACUGAAGUUCUUGUUCUCGGCCCCACAAAUCUUAGAAACAUGGUGUCUAACCAGAUACUUACUCUGGAUGGCAUUACUUUGGCCUCCAGUAACACUGUGAGAAAUCUUGGAGUCAUUUUUGACCAGGAUAUGUCCUUCAAUGCACAUAUUAAACAAAUAUGCAGGACCGCUUUUUUGCAUUUGUGCAAUAUCUCUAAAAUUAGAAACAUCCUUUCUCAGAGUGAUGCUGUAAAGCUAAUUCAUGCAUUUAUUACUUCUAGGCUGGACUAUUGUAAUUCAUUAUUAUCAGGCUGUCCUAAAAGCUCCCUGAAAAGCCUUCAGCUGAUCCAAAAUGCUGCAGCUAGAGUACUGACAGGGACUAGAAUGAGAGAGCAGAUUUCUCCCAUAUUGACUUCUCUUCAUUGGCUCCCUGUUAAAUCUAGAAUAGAAUUUAAAAUCCUUCUCCUCACCUACAAGGUCUUGAAUAAUCAGGCCCCAUCUUAUCUCAAAGACCUCAUAGUACCAUAUCACCCCAACAGAGCACUUCGUUCUCAGACUGCUGGCUUACUUGUGGUUCCUAGGAUACUUAAGAGUAGAAUGGGAGGCAGAGCCUUCAGCUUUCAGGCCCCUCUUCUGUGGAACCAGCUUCCAGCUUGGAUUCGGGAGACAGACACCAUCUCUAUUUUUAAGAUUAGGCUUAAAACUUUCCUUUAUGAUAAAGCUUAUAGUUAG